Molecule: messenger RNA, 652 nt
Organism: Erigeron canadensis
Lineage: Eukaryota; Viridiplantae; Streptophyta; Magnoliopsida; Asterales; Asteraceae
Product: CASP-like protein 1B2
Exons: 3
Coding region: 4-570 (188 amino acids)
Source: RefSeq, a predicted model, not a curated record
AACAUGACUGGGGAAAAGGUUAAGUGUAUUGGAAGGUUAGGAGUGAUUAUAUUGUUGAGAGUUGUAGCAUUAUUUGCAACAGCUACUGCUACAAUUGUUAUGGCUCUUAACAAAGAAACACACACUUUCGCGGUUGCUACAAUAGGAAAUAGUCCAGUUAAGAUCGCUCUCACGGCCAAGUUUCAACACACUCCUGCAAAUGUAAUGUUUGUAAUAGCUAAUGGGUUAGCCACUCUUCAUAGUCUCCUAAUGUUACUACUGACUUUUGUUAACCACAAGAAUGAUUUCAAAGGCCUACGGUUUGUAAUCGUAGCAGCAUUGGACAUGAUCACAAUUGCAAUAGUAUCCGGGGCAGCAACCGCAGUUGCUUUCAUGGGGGAAUUAGCCAGAGAUGGCAACUCCCACGCACGAUGGAACAAAGUAUGUGACAAUUUUGAUCGAUUUUGCGACCAAGCAUCCGGGGCCAUGCUUGCAUCUUAUAUCGGGAUCUUGUUCAUGAUGCUUGUAAACAUGCUCAAUGUCUUUGAACUUGGAAGAUUUAAUACUUAUAAGAACUCUAUAGUUGCAUGAUCAAUAAUGUAUGUUAGUCAAAUACAAGUGUGAUAUAUGUUGAUUGUUGAAAACAAACUUUGUAUUAAUUAUUUGAAGAUUU